GAGGGGCGUCCGCGAUUGUUCUCAGCACCCCUCCCCCACCCCGCCCCGUGUGUCUGUUUGUCACUUGCAGCUGAAGAUGGAGCGAGCCAGGCGGAGGGGAGGCGGCGGCGGCGGGCGCGGGCGCGGAGGCAAGACCGUGGGGGGCUUCGGCCUGGGCAAGAGCCGGCUGUAUCCCCAGGCCCAGCACGCCCACUACCCCAACUACGCGGCCUUGGCCACGGCCAACCAGGCGGGGGGCGCGGCGGAAAUCCAGGAGCUGGCCUCCAAGCGCGUGGACAUCCAGAAGAAGAGGUUCUACCUGGACGUGAAGCAGAGCUCCCGCGGCCGGUUCCUGAAGAUAGCCGAGGUGUGGGUGGGCAGAGGCCGGCAGGACAAUGUCAGGAAGAGCAAGCUGACCCUCUCCCUGUCGGUGGCGGCGGAGCUGAAGGACUGUCUGGGCGACUUCAUCGAGCAUUACGCCCACCUGGGCCUGAGGGGCCACCGGCCCGAGCCGGGCCACGGCAGAGAGCAGGGCGCCCGGAGGAGAGCCAGGCGCGCGGCGCCCUCCCCGCCGGCCUCCGUGGGGUCCGAGGAGCACCCCCACAGCGUCCUCAAAACGGACUACAUCGAGCGGGACAACAGGAAAUAUUACCUCGACCUGAAGGAAAACCAGCGGGGGCGCUUCCUGCGGAUCCGGCAGACGGUGCUGCGGGGCGCCGGCGUGAUCGGGUACUUUGGCCACGGUCUGGGCCAGGAACAGACGAUCGUCCUGCCGGCGCAGGGGAUGAUCGAGUUUCGCGAUGCCUUGGUUCAGCUCAUCGAAGACUACGGCGAAGGGGACCUCGAGGAGCGGAGGUGUGGGGACGACGACCCGCUGGAGCUCCCCGAGGGGACUUCUUUCAGAGUGGACAAUAAAAGGUUCUACUUUGAUGUGGGCUCUAAUAAAUAUGGCAUUUUCCUGAAGCUCACAAAUUACCCUAAAUCCAGAGCGAAUAUCAACCCUUUUCACUGUUGUCAAAUCCAGCAUAAGGAACAGCCCUAUGACACUACAAAAACAGUUGAGGAAUAAGGAAUGUCUCUUAUGUUACACUUCGGAAUAAAGGCUUUGCGUGAAAGAAAUGAACCGAAGCUCAUCGAGGGUGCAAGGCUUCUGCUUGACAUUCCUCCACGGAAGGGAAGACAAGUGUCAACGCCACUGGCAUCCAUUUCAAACUGAUCUUAUGGGGAAUAUCUUCCACCACACUGGAGUACUUCUUGACUCUAUCAGGGCUUUUUGUUUGUUUUGUUUUUUUAAUUUAUCAAGUUUUUCAGUUUUCACAAAACUGUUUGUCAGCAUUGAGGUAGAGAGACAUAAAUUUGAAAAUACUUUCUAAAGAGAUCAUGUAACUAAAUAACUCUGAAUUUAAAAAUUGAGGAGGAGUGAUCAUUUCAGUCCACUGCCUCGCACAAGAAACAUGUUUCUAAAUCUGUAACUGCUUUAGUGUUAACAGGGUACAAAGUGUUUUUUGUCCUGUAUUGUACUUAAAAGGUUCUCAUUGAUUGGUGAUUGUAUCGUACUGUAUGAAAACGAAUCAUAAAUUGCCUUGUAUUGUUUCUAAUGGACCAUACCACGUACUUCUUCUGUUUCCAUGUUCCAAGUUUUUCAGUGAUGCAUGUUAACAGUUAGGUCCUAAAAUUCUGUGGUGCUAAUUCUUCCAUAUCCAAUGGUGCUUUUGUGGAUGCUAACUGCACACAUGCUGAACAAAGCUUGAAGUUUAAAACUUUCUUCCCUUCCUGUUUAUAUGAAGUAAAAUAACUUGAAUAUGUCUCAAAGUAUCACUGACAAUCUAAUAAACUGGUUUAUAUGUGUGUACUAUUA
Molecule: messenger RNA, 1837 nt
Organism: Miniopterus natalensis
Lineage: Eukaryota; Metazoa; Chordata; Mammalia; Chiroptera; Miniopteridae
Gene: PURG
Product: purine rich element binding protein G
Biological process (GO): regulation of transcription by RNA polymerase II
Cellular component (GO): nucleus
Molecular function (GO): purine-rich negative regulatory element binding; RNA polymerase II transcription regulatory region sequence-specific DNA binding; DNA-binding transcription factor activity, RNA polymerase II-specific
Source: RefSeq, a predicted model, not a curated record